Molecule: messenger RNA, 2056 nt
Organism: Sesamum indicum (sesame)
Lineage: Eukaryota; Viridiplantae; Streptophyta; Magnoliopsida; Lamiales; Pedaliaceae
Source: RefSeq, a predicted model, not a curated record
CACCUCCUACGCCAAGAACAGAAGAUUUCUCCAGAAACCCAAUUUAACAUACAAGGAAAAACGAAAGCCCAGUAAUGAAAAGAUCUCAUGUAAAUCGAAAAUGCUCGUUGCCCAUUGUUUUCCUGUCCAUUUCUGCUUCACUACUGAUUUUCAUCUUAAUUUUAUCCCACUCCAAUCCCAGUAAUUCUUCUUUUCCCAGUAGUUCGAACUCAGUUGACUCGGAUUCCAUAGCUUUGCCUGAACUGCCGCGAUUUGCGUACUUCAUUUCGGGCACAAGCGGCGACGGCGGGAGGCUGCUGCGGCUGCUUCAGGCGUUGUAUCAUCCGCGGAAUUACUAUUUGCUCCACCUCGAUUUGGAGGCCUCCGAAACUGAAAGGCUUGAGCUCGCCAAGUUUGCCAAGUCUGAUGCGAUCAUAAGGGGGUUUAAAAAUGUGAUGGUGAUGGGGAAGGGUAAUUUGGUCACUGCAAAAGGGCCGACGAUGAUGGCAUCCACCCUACACGCGGUUGCGAUUCUGCUCAAGCAUGCGAAGCGGUGGGACUGGUUCGUCAAUCUUGGAGCUUCGGAUUAUCCGCUUAUGCCGCAGGAUGAUAUCCUGCACAUCUUCUCGUACUUGCCGAGGGAUCUGAAUUUCAUUGAGCAUACUAGUGAAUUUGGUUGGAAAGAACACCAAAGAGCUCGGCCUAUUAUUAUAGAUCCUGGACUAUAUCACUCAAAGAAAUCUGGCGUAUUUUGGGCCAAAGAAAGAAGAUCAUUGCCUGCUUCUUUCAAAUUAUUCACAGGGUCCGCUUGUGUGGUUCUUUCAAGAUCAUUUCUGGAGUUCUGCAUUUGGGGAUGGGAUAAUCUUCCUCGCACCCUCCUAAUGUACUACACGAAUUUCCUCUCGUCUCCUGAAGGAUACUUCCACACAGUAGUGUGCAAUCAUAAAGAUUAUCAGAACACAACGGUAAAUCAUGAUUUGCAUUACAUGAAAUGGGACGAACCUCCAAAGGAAGAGCCUGUGAAUUUGACUUUGGAACACUUCGAAAACAUGGUCCAGAGUGGAGCCCCGUUUGCUCAUAAAAUUGCUGAGAAUGAUUCUGUGCUUGAUAAAAUCGACAGGGUACUAUUAAAAAGAUCGAAUGGCCAAUUUACACCUGGGGGAUGGUGUUUGGAAAGCUAUGGGCUAAAAAGGGAUCCUUGUAUGGUUUAUGGGAGUGCAGAUGCCGUUAAACCAUCUUUAAGUUCUAAAAGUUGUCGCCAUUUGGACGGUACUUUUAAUCGAUCGGGGGUGCUCUUUCAUGUGAAGUGAAUUCUGGGAUACUAGCGUAUCGGUUUCUGCACUUGGUAGCGCUUGUAUUGUGCCGUUGAAUGGUUUGCUCAUCAUGUAUAUUAUACACAGAAGCAUUCUAUUUGGAGAGUAAAGGCAGUUUUCUGAGUUGGGAUUUGUGUGAGGAAAGCAUUGGGAGUGUGUCUGAAUCAGUGCAAUUGGGACCACGCUAUAGCAAUAUAAGGAAACUUUGUCCAAUAUGUUUCAGAAAUAAAUGGCAUGUCAGAGAAGAAGAGAGCAUAACAAAUUUCUCAAGAGUUUGGGGAUGAAUGACAGCAUCCCGUGCCAAGGUUGAAAUUACGAUUUUUGUGGAUAUGCUGUUGGUCCCCUUUGACUUCAAGAGUACUCCGUUUCUCUUGCAUGAUGGUGCCUGCAUUCUUAAGUGCUGAUCUGCGGCUGGUAUCAACAUCCAGAGGAUAGACAAAUGUUUCGAAGUGCCUCAAGCCAUACUUCCUCUUGACCUAAUGCCCAGGAACCAGCUCACUCUUGCUGACAUUUUAAAGUUGACAAAUCUUAUAGUUUUGCUGGGAUCUUCGUUGAAUCCAUCAUAUAGACUUCUAAAAUGUAAACUUUGAAAAUUAGAAGCAGAUACUUGCUUGUUGUGUCUAUAAACGAAGUAUAUAUGGUGUUCUGUGUUACAUUUAGCAGUUGGUCCCCAAACCAUGAUCUUCAAUUGAUACUCUAAUUAACUGAUAUGUACUAGCGAGAAAUGUUUUGUUAGCAGAAUACGUAAAAUUGUUCUACCGUAA